AUGGCAUCCUCUCUUACACUUCUCGUUUCUUUCUUGACAAUCACUUCCGUGGCUGCCACGCCCAUUACUGGAAGAUCUCCUCAACCUAGAGCUUCCCUUGAGGAGACCAAGAGGUACUGGGAGAACAAGGGCAAAGAACACCAUGACGACAACAAGAAGGUGUUUUACUUUGAUAAGGUCUUCGUUGUCAAAGCUACCCCAGACCAGGUUCGCAAUGGCACUACACCGGCCCCUGGCGAGCCAGGCGCAAAGGGCCUUUACAAGCUUGGAAUCAACAAAGAAUACAACACCGUCUGCUACAACAUUGUUCUGUCUGGGGUGACCGGUGAAUACUCUUCACCUGCAGUUACAGCAACUCAUCUUCAUGAGGCCGCUCGAGGAGCAUCUGGCCCACCACGGCUCGCAUUUCAGAACCCUCAAGGCCCAGAUGAUAAGCGUGUCUCAUGUGGUUGCCUCACAGGACCCUUCACCACUGGCAUAGUAAACAAUGGCGUGGAUACUGGAGCCAAUUUCCAUGUCAGCCAGAUUAUCGACAAUCCCGCUGGUUUCUUUGUGGAUACUCACACCAAAAAGUAUACUCUUGGUGCAGUCCGAGGUCAGUUGGAGUAG
Molecule: messenger RNA, 609 nt
Organism: Aaosphaeria arxii CBS 175.79
Lineage: Eukaryota; Fungi; Ascomycota; Dothideomycetes; Pleosporales
Exons: 3
Coding region: 1-609 (202 amino acids)
Source: RefSeq, a predicted model, not a curated record